GGCUCUGAGCUCUGAGCUCGCGAAAAAAACUGCCAGCGCAGAAAUGUUGGUGGGCUCUGCUUCUCACUUCUGCAGCAGAAGUUCUGGUGUACAAUAAAGUCCCCGCGCACUUCCUCUUCUCACGCCAAACCCCGCUUGUCCGUUAUUCUGUGUCAGCCAGUCUCUGUGUGAGUCUGAGCCCGUCGGUCUGUGCGCUCCGGCAGCUGAUCGGUCCUGGUGCUGCAGCCCGUUCGCGCACCUCACCUGAAGCAAACGGAGCUGUGUUAAAUGAUGGAGCGGCUCACGUGGAUUCUGACUUUUUUUUGUGCUGCAGGAUGUCAUCUGUCUUCAGCCUCUCCUGUCCGCAGCUCCACCCUGGUGGUCCAGGCGGGGCAGAACGUCUCUCUGCCCUGCAACCUGACGUCCAGCGUUGACCUCACCUGGUACCUGAUGCGCUCAGAGCAACUGCUGCCUCUGCUCACUCUUAAAUCAGUGAUAAGGAAAAACGUAUACACAACCGACUUCCACACAAACAACAGUCGCAUAAAGUAUGAGGGGGACCUGCAGAGCAGCCUGGUCAGCCUGGAGAUCAAGGAGGUGGAGGAGGAUGAUGCUGGGCUGUAUUUCUGCAUCGGGAGGUAUUCAGCUGCUGUGCAUGUUAGCAGAGGAAUUCAGCUGACUGUGGAUGGCCCUGCUGGGGGGUCGUCCACAGACCGAGUGAAGCAGCCGUGCUUGGGGCUGGGCCUCUGUGUUCUUCCAGUGUUGCUCGCCCUCUGUUUCAUCUGCAUGGCUGGAUUCUACCUGUGGUCAGGUAAAUCGUCUGCUUGCUCCUCCUGUAACCCAGGCAGACGAGACACCAGUCACGGGGUCACAGAGCCUGAGGUCUGUUUGGCAAACUUACUCGAGACAUGAGGUCGUUUGCGAUUCGUGGGUCCGUCACAGGAAGAGUCUUUGCAUUAUUCCAGUCUGAAGCAUCCACACAAGCCCCGCCCCGCCGUCAGGAGAGGAGCCGGAUUGGUUGAAGAUAAUGUCAUUUACUCAACGGUGAACAGCUGCAAGAACUCAAACGCAGAGAUAGAAUGACUUUGUAAAAAAUUAAGGUUGAAUGUGAAACAUUUGUGUUUUUAAAAGUAACUGAAUCCCUUUCAAUAACAAUUGCAAGUAGUUACAAAUUUACUGUAUAUAUAUAUAUAUAUAUAUAUAUAUUGAUAAAUAAAAGAGGAAACUACUUUCAAUAAACAUGUGCUCGAUAACUUGGAGUACAAAAGUUUAUGAGGAAAACUAUGCGAUUAAACUAGUUUUUAAUAUAUUUUUUUAUUUUGGAUUGUAAGGUUGUUUUUGAUGAUUAGAAAUGUUUAAAGUGUUUCAAUCAUCUCAAAUGUCCAGAUAAUUUACUAAAUAUUUCUAUCAAUAACAAAGUAACACCAAUAAAUUUUACAUGUGAGUGGUAAUAAUGUGAUCAUUGUUUUUCUCUUUUUCUUUUUUUUUUGGUUUAUAAGCAUUUUUUUCACAUAUAAACAAACCGUAUAUGCUUGCACACAGCAGGGGGCACUUUUGUUAAAUAAUUAAUAAGCUAAAGAAAAUAUUGAACUUUUACCCAUGAAAUGUGUGUAUAUAGACAUAUUCUACAUGAUGCUUUUGGUAAAAUCGUUCAUUGGAGUUUCUUCGGGUUCAUUUUUAAGCUUUUUAAUACCGUGUCAUUUGCUAGAGAAAAGAACACUGCCUCCUCUGUGAAUACGUUUUAU
Molecule: messenger RNA, 1724 nt
Organism: Archocentrus centrarchus (flier cichlid)
Lineage: Eukaryota; Metazoa; Chordata; Actinopteri; Cichliformes; Cichlidae
Exons: 6
Coding region: 268-891 (207 amino acids)
Biological process (GO): cellular response to lipopolysaccharide; immune response; negative regulation of T cell proliferation
Cellular component (GO): external side of plasma membrane
Source: RefSeq, a predicted model, not a curated record